Messenger RNA from Ruditapes philippinarum (Manila clam), 662 nucleotides. RefSeq names its product low molecular weight phosphotyrosine protein phosphatase-like. Lineage: Eukaryota; Metazoa; Mollusca; Bivalvia; Venerida; Veneridae. Gene Ontology annotation, cellular component: cytoplasm. The transcript has 6 exons. Gene Ontology annotation, biological process: protein dephosphorylation. Bases 92 to 568 code for a protein of 158 amino acids. The record is from RefSeq and is a predicted model, not a curated record. Gene Ontology annotation, molecular function: acid phosphatase activity; non-membrane spanning protein tyrosine phosphatase activity.
GACACCCUACUCUAUCCGGAUUUUACAUUCUCAUUUCGUGAAAUAAAAAACGGUGUGCAAUUAAAUCAAGUUGUUUGUAUUUUUAACCAAAAUGGCAUCAAAGAAGAAAUCUGUGUUAUUCAUUUGUUUGGGAAAUAUUUGUAGAUCUCCAAUUGCAGAGGCAGUAUUUCUACGUUUGCUCAACGAAAGAAGUCUGAAGGAUGAGUGGGAAGUUGAUAGUGCAGCCCUCGGAACAUGGCAUAUAGGUCAUGGACCUAACAACAGAACAAUGAAAACUUUAAAGAAAUUUGGUGUUACAGAUUAUAAACAUAAAGCCAGAGCUGUUACCAGAGAUGACUUCACAAGAUAUGAUGUAAUAUUUGGUAUGGAUGAUGCCAACAUGGAGGAACUUGAAGAAAGAAAGCCAACAAACUGUUCUGCCAAGUUAAAAAUGUUAGGAGAAUAUGAUCCUAAAGGAGAACGUAUUAUUAGGGAUCCGUAUUUUGAUGACGAGAGGGAUUUAGGAGGAUUUGAUACAGUUUAUGAACAGUGUGUACGAUGUUGUACAAAUUUCCUGGAUCAGUCUUAAGAUGCACAUUACCGUUGACAGACUAAAAGAACAUUUCCUGUGUUUGAAGAAUGAAACAUUGUCCCCCUAUAUAAGAUUUUUAAAUAUAAAAGAU